Molecule: messenger RNA, 3497 nt
Organism: Manis javanica (Malayan pangolin)
Lineage: Eukaryota; Metazoa; Chordata; Mammalia; Pholidota; Manidae
Gene: THAP2
Product: THAP domain containing 2
Cellular component (GO): nucleus
Source: RefSeq, a predicted model, not a curated record
AGCAAAAAGCCAGCGCCCCAGAACACGCUUAAGACAACGCCGAAUGAGGGGGAACGGGAAAUGCCGACCAAUUGCGCCGCGGCGGGCUGUGCUACUACCUACAACAAGCACAUUAACAUCAGCUUCCACAGGUUUCCUUUGGAUCCUAAAAGAAGAAAAGAAUGGGUUCGCCUGGUUAGGCGCAAAAAUUUUGUGCCAGGAAAACAUACUUUUCUUUGUUCAAAGCACUUUGAAGCCUCCUGUUUUGACCUAACAGGACAAACUCGACGACUUAAAAUGGAUGCUGUUCCAACCAUUUUUGAUUUUUGUACCCAUAUAAAGUCUAUGAAACUCAAGUCAAGGAAUCUUUUGAAGAGAAACAACAGUUGUACUCCAACCGGACCAUCUAAUUUAAAAUCAAACAUUAGUAGUCAGCAAGUCCUGCUCGAACACAGUUAUGCCUUUAGGAAUCCUAUGGAGGCAAAAAAGAGGAUAAUUAAACUGGAAAAAGAAAUAGCAAGCUUAAGAAGGAAAAUGAAAACUUGCCUACAAAAAGAACGCAGAGCAACUCGAAGAUGGAUCAAAGCCACAUGCUUGGUGAAGAAUCUAGAAGCAAAUAACAUAUUACCUAAGGGCACAUCAGAACACAUUUUACCAACUGCCUUAAGCAGUCUUUAUUUGGAAGAUUUCAAGAUUCUUGAACAAGAUCAGCAAGAUAAAACAUUACCAAUUCUCUAAACCUAAGCAGACCAAAAGCACCUUCAUUUAAAGUUAAUCUGCAUAGAUCUUGAUGCCCAUCUUUAAUUUUGUUCAAAGAUAGAUAUGUAAGGAAAUUAUGCCAGAAUUGGGUAUUUAAGUUUUACUUGAAGCAGCACUAUUACUAUAUAAUUUAUGAAGAUUUGAUUACAAAAAAAUGGAAAACUUUCCAUGAAACUUUUAUUUGAAAAAGAAUGGAAGUGCCUUACAUGAGAGUUAACUACUUAAAAAUUUUUGCUAGGAAAUUGUAUGUUUGCAAGGUAUUUUGUGUUUUUGGUUUUUAAACUACUUUAAAGAAUGGUCUAUGACAAGUGAUGUGUUUAAUUUAUAUUAGAAAAUUUUUUUCCUGUGCCAAAGUUGGGAUAUUACAUUCUAAAUGAGAUGCAAAGUAGGAAUUAGCCAGCAUUUAAAUAUGAUUUUUAAACAGCUGGAUUUUGUUGUAAAUUAUUGUUAGCACUGUGAUUUGGAAAAUUUAUAGAAAAAACACCUGAGGUACAGGGGGGCAAGUUCUUUUAUUUAAACCUUCCAUAUCUGUUUACCAGUAAAAACUAAUCGUGGCCUCUCCCCUAAAAAUACUAGCUUUUAAAAUAGAUUGUAAAAUAUUUUGAAAAUAGUAUUUUUGAAUGUAAAGUAUCAUUGAUUCACCCAAGCUAGGAAAGGCCUCAAGUACCUCAGACUGGUAAAAACUGGUAGUUGAUUAUUUUCAUUUUCUAAGAGGUGUUGUGAAAUAACGUAGAGAUCAGGAUCUAGCUUUUACCUUAGUUAAACAACAAGAUAAAUGUGUACAAUUCUAUCAUAAUAAAAAUACUACAUUUACAGUUUAAAAAUUGAUGCAUUAAUAAGCAAGUCUGCUACAAAGUUCUAUGUCAGGAAUAACCCCCUGCCCCCAUGUAUGUUGGUACCAAACCUCAAGUUUUUUUCCAUAAACCCACAGUAGAAUUUAAUCUAGAAAAGUACAUCAUAAUUAUCUUCACAAUUUGUAACUUAAAAUGGAAUCAAUUUAUCUUAUACAGCUUGCUUUUCAUCUCCUCCUUUAGUGAGAGUCAAAUAGAACAACUGUCCUCCAUAAGGAAAUGAAAUGCAGUUCUCUAUAAAAAUGUGUGUCUGAUAAAGCUAUGCAAGUGCUAAUUUUACAAAGUAAAGUAUCAGAACUAUUCCAUAGUUGUCACUUAACAAGUAAAGAGUUUGCCUUAUUUCACUAGUUAAAUGUCUAAUAGGAACCUUUCCUUCAGUUUGGUCAUGUAAAAAUUUGAGCUUCAGAUACCACCAUAUGAAAGUACUAUAUACCUAAUCAUAAAUGGCUAUAAAUGUUUCCUGUAAGAUAAUGGCUACUUCAUGAUUUUAAGAUGAUUUUUUAGGGGAAUGGGGCUGGGAGGCCAGAGUUGCCAGCCGUUUGGAUUGCUUUUUUUUUUUUAAUGACAUUUACUUGGGUUUUAGCAAGUUUUUACAGUAUCAGUAUCUGCCCUUUUAAUAAGGAAUGUCUCUCAAUCAACUAGAUAUUUCACAAAGGCAAAGGUAAGAAUAAUCUGGUUUAGUUAUCAUGAGGCACUUGCAGCAAAUAUUUAUGAAAAUCCUUUUAUGUAUAUUCUAAACUUUAUUAGUCAUUUUAUCUUAAUCUUUAAUUUUGGAUUAGCUCUUAGAGUUAUUAUUACAUUCUUUUACCAGUAUGGUUUCAAAUGUCUUUUCACUGAUGUAUAAUCAUCAGCAAGUACUUACUGACCAUAUCUAUAUUAUACCUCAAAAUAAAUUGGGCAAAUAAUCAUUUAAACAUUAACUGUGUUUUCCAAGUAUAAUCUCUCAUAUGGUUCACCACCCCUCCCCAAUAUAAAACACUAAUUAGUGCAGGUUAGUUCCCAUUUAUAAUAAUAUCUUGGUAUCUUAAUAAUACAACAUUUUGAAAAUCACAGAAACAAAACAUGAAAUACAAGCUUUUGGCAAUGUUACCUAGUCUUCAUUAUUAUUUGAGACCACUGAAAAACUACCACUCAAAAACUUUUUGCUGUUUUCUUCCUGUCAUCUUUGUGUUAUUCUGAUAACAUGCUCCAUACUCUCCCUACAUUAAAUUGUUUCAUUAACAUACAUCUGUCUACCUUAAAACUAGUCUCAUUCAAAGAAAUAUCUAAAAGGAAACUUCUAAACUUUUGUGAUAUGCUUAUCACUUCGACCAUAUACCAUAAAACUAAUUAGAAUUAUGAUAGCUCUUUGUCCUCUGCUAGAUACAACAUAUAUCCUCUUGUUCAUUCCUUCUAAGUCUCAUUCACUCUAAGUCUUAUUCAUUCUAUGUCUGUUAGGCACUAGCCUCUAACAAAGAAUCAGACAAAGUCUAGUGACUUGGCAUAAAGAUAAGUAUGACAUGAUUUUCUGCACUUAAGUUGCUCAAAAUCUCCUGAAAGGAAAAAUUUAUAUUUAUUUGUAAUUAUGAUAAAUGCUAUAAAAGAUGUGUGAAGUGCUUUGGUAAAUACUGUUGGAUUGGAAUUUAAUGAGAACAUAAACUUAGACCUUUUUAUAUAAAAUUCUUUUGAAACAAAACAUUUCUUAUCAAUUACCAAAGGAGGUAGGAGGACAUUGCUGUUGACCUGAAUUACAGUGUUUUCUUAAUGAGUUGUAAGAUUUUUUUUUUCAUUUUAAAAUAAACACUGAACAAAUGUGUUGUUAAUGGUAUGUUCGUUAACAGGAAAAUAUAAAUAAAAUACAACAUCAAAGCCAAGUAGUGGAAUUCAUUUGACAUUUGAUAUUUUUACAAAAUAACAAACCCAGUUAAC